AUGCAAAGGAAACUGGAGAGGCUAGAAGCCUCUGUGUCAGUGAGGUCUGGAAGAAGAGUGAAGCAGCAACCAGAAGUUAACAUGCUCUCAAGUAAGGCAUCUGAACAAACUUUCUCACUGCUUCAGAAACCUGUUGCCGCACCUCCAGGGAAGAACUUGUAUGAUGCCAGUUUGACACUUCUUGGUGGCACUGACAAAUACAAAGAGACUGACAUCAAGUCAGAAGGCUCUGCCAAUUAUCAGGAAACAAACAUGAAGCAGUUACUGGCCUCUUCGCCAAGGGAGAUGGCUAUCAUGGAACCCAGACAAUUAGGCUCUGAUGUUUCAGGCUCCAGGAAUGUGACCAUACCUAUCAUUGGCUUGGACAACUCAGGCAAAACUCUUCUCGUGGAGACAUUCCAAAAAUGUAAGGAACCAAGAGCAUUAGACACUGGUGUGGUACUUCCCAGUAAGACAGACCAUUGUAUGAAAUCGGAACUGACUACACUUUUGUUAGAUAAGUAUGAACUUUCCAUCUAUGACCUGAAUGGAGACCUGAAGGGCCGAGAAGCAUGGCCAAACUACUACGCACAAGCACAUGGGCUUGUUUUUGUCCUGGAUUCCAGUGAUAUAAGACGCAUGCAGGACGUGAGGAUCAUCUUAACACAUCUGCUGCCUGAUAAAAGAGUGGCAGGGAAACCCAUCUUACUCCUAGCAAACAAACAGGACAAGAAGAAGGCCCUCAUGCCUGGUGAUAUUAUUGAUUAUCUGUUUCUAGACAAGCUUGUGAAAGAGAAUAAAUGCCCAUGCCGAUUGGAGCCAUGUUCAGCCAUCAGCAAUCUUGACAGAAGAAACCAUCAGCCCAUAGUUGAAGGACUGCGCUGGCUGUUAGCUGUCAUUGCUACUCGCCAACUACCACCCACCUUGAGCAUCCCAAUCUCCAAGGAAAACAGAGGCUCUGGAGAAAGAUGCUCUUCAAGCAGCUUCUCCACCAGAAGUGAAAUGCCAAAGAAGAAAAGGCAGCAUCUAGAACAAUAUUCAGUAGAAGCUAAGCCUCUAAAGUCAAUCCUACAGGUAAAUGGCUCUUUAAAUGCUAAUACUCAGUGGCCAGUCCCUGCAACACAUGGGCACCAACUGACUUUUUCCCCCUAUCUUCUUGCUGUACAGAAAGAAGGUACAAGAUUACGGCCUAAAAAGAAUAUGUCAGUAACAUUUGCUUUACAUGAUGAACCCAUGAAAGAAGCUGAACAUUCUAGAAGAACUAGAACUCAGAAUACUAUGGAGCUUUGCUACAAACGAAGCUCCAUAUGUUGAUGACAAUAUUUUUUAAGGUAAUGUUGGAUCAGUGGUUAGAGAAGAAAAUGUACAUAGGCCUUCCCUAACAAUUUCUACAAUAGUAUUCCAAUUUCGAGCCUGAAAUUCUUUCCUCACUCUAUGGUUGGUGAUUAGAAGAGAAAUAGAAGUACAGGAAGAGUGCUUGGAUACCAUCUUCUGGUAGUCCAGUAUGAUGUCCCAGCACUGGCUGACACAAGAUCUGUAGAUGGCUAUAGGAUGUUAUCUUAAAGUUCAUGAUUCCUGUGGUGGAAAUAUAAGUACUUUAAAAACAUGAACACACUAUGAACCAGUAAUCCCAAUUCUUGAGCUGUCUCCAAAGAUAAUUACACAAGUACCACAAAAAUGAUGCUCAAGGAUGUUUAAUCACAGCACUAUGUACAGUAACUAAAAGUGGGAAACAGCCUAUAUGUCCAAUAAUGGAGAAUGGAUAAAUAAAUUAGGAUGCAUCUAUACCAUGGAAUACUAUGCAUACAUUAAAAAGGCUA
This is a messenger RNA of Cebus imitator (Panamanian white-faced capuchin), 1799 nucleotides long. It is a transcript of the gene ARL13A, whose product is annotated as ADP ribosylation factor like GTPase 13A. Gene Ontology annotation, biological process: receptor localization to non-motile cilium; non-motile cilium assembly. The transcript is spliced from 7 exons. The coding region runs from base 1 to 1293 and encodes 430 amino acids. The record is from RefSeq and is a predicted model, not a curated record. Lineage: Eukaryota; Metazoa; Chordata; Mammalia; Primates; Cebidae. Gene Ontology annotation, cellular component: non-motile cilium; ciliary membrane. Gene Ontology annotation, molecular function: GTP binding; GTPase activity.